Messenger RNA from Rotaria sp. Silwood2, 519 nucleotides. The record is from the annotation of a GenBank genome assembly. Lineage: Eukaryota; Metazoa; Rotifera; Eurotatoria; Philodinida; Philodinidae.
AUGAGAUGUAUUAAUUGGAUAAAUGGUCUUAUUGGUGGUCUUUUGAUAUCAUCGUGUUGUUUGAUUCAAUUAUUUUUAAAUCUAUUUGGAAUUGGUUGUGCUGGAUUGAAUACUCUUCUUUUACCUUAUCGACCAUUGUUUAUUUCAUUGACAAUUAUUUCAUUAACUUAUUCAUUUUUUCGUUAUCGUCCAUCAAAAUGGCAUUUUACUGCUGUUGUCAUUUUUACAUUAAUUCUUUCAUUUUCACCUGAACUUCUUCGAAUUUAUAAUGAUCAAUUUGCUAGAAAUGAUAUUGUAGAUGAUCAAAUUAUUGUCACAUAUUGGAAAAUAACAGGAAUGCAUUGUGAAGCUUGUCGUUCAGCUGUCAUUCAAUCAUUAAGAAAACUUGAUGGAGUUCUGAGUGUAAAUGUUGAUCUUGAAACAGGCCAAGCUAAAUUGAUUUCAAGUAGUAAUAUUAAUACAAAUACUGUUAUUCAAGCUGUACAAUCAGCUGGUUUUCAAGCUAAUAAACUUGGUUGA